AUGUCUGCAACUCAGCUCCCGAACGGCUACAAGUCGUUCGGCCCGAAGGCCAACUGCACUCUGGAGGUGUGCCCGCUCGAGGCCAGUCUACUACGCUAUCGCCCUUCAGUUCCAGUCAAUGGAACAUUCAUCGGACUCUUUGCUUUGGCCAUGGUCAUCCAUACUAUUCAGGGUCUUCGGUCCAAGAACUGGGGGUUCAUGGCUAGCAUGAUCGGUGGAUGCUUGCUCGAGAUUGUCGGCUACGUUGGGAGGCUAAUUCUCAACGAUAACCCCUUUUCUUUUGGUGGAUUUCUUUUGCAGAUUAUCUGUAUCACUGUCGGACCGGUUUUCUUCUGUGCUGCCAUCUAUGUCAUGCUAUCGAAGGUCAUCAUCCACGUCGAUCGCUCGAUAUCCAGAUUCAACCCGAAAUUAUGCUAUUACCUCUUUAUCCCGUGCGACAUCGUAUCCCUCAUCCUACAAGCAACUGGUGGUGCUCUAUCCAGCAUUGGAAACGAUAAAGCGGCCGUACAAAGAGGUGUAAAUGUCUCCCUAGCGGGGCUCAUCUUCCAGGUCGUCUGUCUCGUCGCCUUUUGUGCUCUCUUCGCAGACUACCUCGUCACCUGCACGAGGUCGAAUGCUAGACAACGCAUGACGAAAAACAUGAAACUUUUCUUGGCGUUCCUCUUCAUCUCCGCCAUCCUGAUCCUGGUACGAUGCUCAUACCGUAUCGAGGAACUGAAGGAGGGAUACUUCAGCCCGAUGUUCCGGAACCAGCCUUUGUUCAUUGGCCUUGAAUCUUCGUGA
Colletotrichum godetiae is the source of this 783-nucleotide messenger RNA. Its product is annotated as parasitic phase-specific protein PSP-1. Gene Ontology annotation, cellular component: fungal-type vacuole; plasma membrane. The coding region runs from base 1 to 783 and encodes 260 amino acids. The transcript is spliced from 3 exons. The record is from RefSeq and is a predicted model, not a curated record. NCBI's taxonomy places the organism in Eukaryota, Fungi, Ascomycota, Sordariomycetes, Glomerellales, Glomerellaceae.